This is a messenger RNA of Suillus fuscotomentosus, 397 nucleotides long. RefSeq lists its product as uncharacterized. Lineage: Eukaryota; Fungi; Basidiomycota; Agaricomycetes; Boletales; Suillaceae. The record is from RefSeq and is a predicted model, not a curated record. The coding region runs from base 58 to 345 and encodes 95 amino acids. The transcript has 2 exons.
UCGACCAUACGACGGUUGAAGGGGAAGAGUGAGGUAGUUGCGCCGAUUUCAGCACCCAUGUUACAGAUAGUGGCCAUACCCGUGCAUGACAAUGAUUCGACACCAGGACCGUGGUAUUCAACGAUGGCACCAGUUCCACCCUUGACAGUGAUAAUGCCAGCGACCUUCAGGAUGACGACACGCGCACCCUUGGGCGUAGUCCAGCCUCCAAUCUUGCCAGUAAGGUUCACACCGAUGACAUUAGGGCACUUCAAUUCCCAAGGAAUAUCCGCCAUGACGUCAACAGCAUCGGCACCCCCAACACCACAGGCAACCAUACCCAAACCUCCUGCAUUCGGUGUGUGAGAGUCAGUCCCGAUCAUGAGUCCACCAGGGAAUGCGUAGUUUUCCAAGAUAA